UAUGUUAUGACCCUUUCACAGGCUCUGUCCAUUCGAAUGUCUAAGCAUCCCUCUUGCUUCUGGCUGACUGGAGGUCUGCUCCCUGAUUGGAGCAGAGGGGAGGCGGGUCUUGAACCAUGGCUCAGUGGCAUAACUCUGCCCCAUUGCUCCAAACAACGUGAACACCAUGGCAGCUGCUGCAACACUGGGUUUCUGUGGUGUCACUGGAGAAAUAGUUUCAGACACCACACUGCCAGACUAUCAUAUUUUGGAGGUUGAGGUAACUGGUCCUGAUGGGUUCUCAGUAAAAACACUGCACCAGAACCCAGCCAUACUGGGAGCUGUUACAGGAAAUGCUACAUACAAUUCUUUCUGGAGCAGUUUACUGGGUAUGUGUAAAUAUGAUGCAGUAGAUGAAUACACUGAUAAGAGUAGGAAGCAAAAAACCGUAUACACAAAAUAA
Xyrauchen texanus (razorback sucker) is the source of this 442-nucleotide messenger RNA. Its product is annotated as aspartate dehydrogenase domain-containing protein-like. Bases 167 to 442 code for a protein of 91 amino acids. The record is from RefSeq and is a predicted model, not a curated record. NCBI's taxonomy places the organism in Eukaryota, Metazoa, Chordata, Actinopteri, Cypriniformes, Catostomidae. The transcript has 2 exons.